This is a messenger RNA of Eleginops maclovinus (Patagonian blennie), 1038 nucleotides long. Its product is annotated as myb/SANT-like DNA-binding domain-containing protein 4. The coding region runs from base 211 to 942 and encodes 243 amino acids. The record is from RefSeq and is a predicted model, not a curated record. Lineage: Eukaryota; Metazoa; Chordata; Actinopteri; Perciformes; Eleginopidae. The transcript is spliced from 7 exons. Gene Ontology annotation, cellular component: nucleus.
UGUACUACGAACGGAGUUCAACCUACUUAGAACUAACUCAGGGUUUCCGCGGUAACCCGGGGUUGACUAAACCUGGACAUCUUGAUUGGUCUUAAACGGUACUACGACGCUGAUUAUGAAGUUGAUCAGCUGAACCUGUGUUCACUCAACCAGAGUUACUGCGCGUUCACAUAAAAGGGGUGGUACCAGCGCAAAAAAACACUCUCGAUCAUGGCGGGCUCUCCCUAUUUCACAGAAGAGGAAUGCGAGAUCAUAAUGAGGAGUUAUGAAGAGUAUAAACCGACCCUGGCUGCUAAAUCCAACACCGCGGCAGCAAACAAGGCGCGACUGGGGUGUUGGCAGCAAAUUACAGACCGCGUAAAUUCAGGUACCAGCAGCGCCAAACGGACCUGGCAGCAGGUGAAGAUGAAGUACAAAAACAUCAUUCAGAAUGCCAACAAGAAGAAGGUAGAAAUAAGGCGCACAGGAGGAGGGAGGGCACCAGACUCCUUUACUCUUGCUGAAGAGUUGGCCCUAGCCAACAACAGUGGCAGGGUGAUGAUGGAUGGGGUGGCAGGGGUACAGUCUAACCCUGGGGCAGCUGAAAUGUCCACCCUCUAUGUGCAAGUCGAGGGUGGAAACAUCACAACCCUGCAGCCACCAGGAUGCAUUCAUCCUCUGACACAGGAUGAUGAUGAUGAUGAUGAUGAUGACGAGACCCUCACAGCCCCCUCCGACACACACAUGCAGGAGGACUUGGAGGAGCUUUCCCCUCCUGAAGCCUCCCUCCCAGGGACCUCACAGUCAGACAAAGCCACAGUGGACAAUGUCCGCAGUUUAUACAAGAAAGUGCUGGAGCUAGACCGCACAAAGAAGAGGCUGGAGAUCAGAAAGCUGGAAUUAGAAAUUGAAAAGCUGGAACAUGAGAAGAAGGUAUUGUCUUAUCACUCCAUUAAUAUAUAGGCUACCCACACCCUAUAUGUGUGUCAUUGAUCUGGCUUUUCGUCACCUUUUCUUCUUGCAGGAAAGAGAGUCAUCUAAUAAAUGAAUAAUAUCAGA